GGGGCGCGGGGGGAGGCGCCGUCGCCAUGGUGACGCGAGGCCGCGCCGGCGAGCGGUAUUUUUGGAGUUAAUGGAGCCAGAAGGACACUUAGAGCCAGAGAGUUCAGAAAAAUCUGUCUUCUCACAGCCAGAAGAAGAUGAAGAAUCCCAACAAUCAAAGGCAGCGAGCCUUGAGAACCCUCUCCUGCGGCCUCUUCUCACAGGGGACAUAGAAGGCUUGCGUAGGAUUUUCGAGGACCCUGAAGAUCCUCAUCAUGACCAUGCCAUGGAGCUACUCUUGGAAGAAGACAUCGUUGGGAGAAAUCUGUUGUACGCAGCUUGCAUGGCUGGGCAAAAUGACGUCAUUAGAGCCUUGGCAAAGUAUGGUGUGAAUCUGAACGAGAAAACCACUGGAGGGUACACACUGCUACACUGUGCUGCAGCCUGGGGUCGUCUGGAAACUUUGAAAGCACUAGUGGAGCUGGAUGUUGACAUAGAAGCUUUAAACUACAACGACGAAAGAGCUAGGGAUGUUGCCGCUCGGUAUUCCCAGACUGAGUGUGUUGAGUUUCUGGACCUGGCAGAUGCAAGGCUGGCUCUGAAAAAAUACAUGACAAAGGUUACUUUAACAAUUACAGACCCAGAAAAGGGACCAGGGAAGCUUCUUAAGGAAGACAAGAACAUUGUCCUCGGUGCGUGUCAGGCAAAAAACAAGUGGCUGGAAACCCACCCGGACGCGUCCAUUGAUGAGCUUUUUGAGCAGAAACAACUAUUGGAAGAUAUCGUGACUCCCAUCCUUGUAAAAAUGACUAUGCCACGUAAGUUUGAGGUCAAGUGAAAAGUGGCAAAUCUGUAACCUAAGCGUGGUCAGAAGAGAAGUCAAGCUCACGCUUUCUACGGAACGUACAUUUUAUUUCUAGUAUCAAAGAUAAACCUAUGGAUGCCACUUGGGUCAAGUAACUGGAUAUGGGGUUUUAUAAAAAUGCUCGGGUACAAACUCAGUCAUCCUUGCUUUAUUCCCCUGUGGGGCCUGCUGACUGCAGACUCCGGCCUCGCCCCUCUCCUGCAAGCUCAGCUCCACGGCUUUCAAAGGCUCCUUCCUUCAGGAACUCACUGGGUAGAAAUCAUUCACGAAGACAUAUGGAGGCUUUGAAAACCACUUAGAAAACUUAAUAAUUUUCUGUAUAACUGAAACAAGAAAUUUUUAUCAACUGGGGAAUUCCAUCUAAAAAAGAUAGUUAUUCCCAGAGGGGGGAAAUGUUCUCCCUCUCUCAGAAGGAAAUCUUAGCGUGGUAUGGUGGUGCACGCCUGUAAUCCCAGUAGCUCAGAGGCUGAGGCAAGAGGAUUGAAAGUUCAAAGCCAGCCUCAGCAACUUAGUGAGGCCCUAAAACAACUUAGAGACACCCUGUCUCUAAAUAAAAUACUUUUUAAAAAAGGGCUGAGGAUCUGGCCUAGUGGUUAAGCACCCCCUGGGUUCAAUCCGCGGGUACCAAAAGAAAAAAAAAAAAGAAAAAAAAAACAUCUAUGGGAAGACAUUUUUGAGCAAGGAAAUAGAAAUUGUUUGGAUCAGGGUCCUUUAGUAUUACUUUUUAUUUACAAAUUAAAAUUCACCUGUAAGGUGAGAUAUAGUCUCUGAGUAAAAUCCCUGUUUAUCUUUAACUUCUUUGUAUUUUUAGAUUAAUAAACACGCAUCUGUGUAGUUUUAUAUUUAGAAGCGCUCCCUAUUCUGUAGGUUCGGCAGCAUAGAAAUAAUGGAACGCCACACCAGUAUCCCUCCUGUUCUGUUUUAUAUUUCCUAGAUUUUAACUGUCAUACUUGGUUUCCCAUUGGAGAUUGGAAAAUCUUUUUUUUUUCUUAUUUUUUUAUUUCUUUAUUCAGUGAAGCCCCUGAAUCUUCUAUUUCCUUGUGACCUUCAGGGAAAUUUUAAUAGAAAAGAAAAUGUUAACCAAAAAAAUCCCAUUUAUUCCUUGCUCUUGUGACUUUUUCCUCUUUGUCUUGCUCUGAAAGCUAGUUUUUCCAUUUUAGGAAGAAGGAAUAUAAAUGAGCAAUUUGGUAAUGUUUUUCCACUCAACAUUUUCUCAACCAUGAUUUUGAGAUAACUUUUAAAUGUCUCCUAAAUUUUUAAAAUUUGAGAUGAUUUUAUGCAUGAGCACUGCAGUUCCAGUUUCCUUGAGCGACAGCACAGGGCAAUGUCCCCAUUUCUGGUGGGCUCCCAGGGGUUUACAGAACAGCACAGAGGAGCUCUGUCUGCUCCACUCUGUCCACAUGGUGUCUGUAAGCACUGCAAUAAUCCGGGGAGAGCAGGCGGUAUUUUCGUUGUUUCUGUUCUAACUCUGCUUUCGGAGCUUGAUCCUGAGGACAGCACCUCUCUCCAGGUGCGUGUUCCUGGGGAGUAGAGGGAAUCCUGGGUCUAACCUCUGGGAUUCUGAAAGAACACUGAAGCAUUUCUGGAAACCCCCUAGAAUAAAAUAAACUCCUCUUUCCCUUUUUUUUUUUUUUUUGUUUCUCAGUCUUUAUCCUUAAACCUUUUGUAGCUUUUGAUAGAUUUGCUAAUGCUCGAUUUAUAAAACUCUUUGUAUCGGCACCUUUAUGCCAAUCACGAUUCCUGUUCUUUCUUACAAUCUGCCUUUCCACCCUCUUCACCACCUCCUCUUCUUUAUCUUGCCCAGCCAUGGGAACCUCUCAGAAUUCAGUCCUGACCCCUGGUGAAGCAUUUGUAAUUCUCUGCCCCAUCACCCUCCCUGUCCCCAAUAUUAUAAGGAACUAAUGAGGCGGGUAGCCUCAUUCUGUAUUCUAUUCAAUUGUUCACACUUUUAUCUCUGCAAGUGAAUUCAGAGCUUUUUGAAGGGAGAGACUGUGUUCUUCCUUAUACCUAAAGAGCUGUAAGAUCGUAAAUUAGUAAACAGUAGGUGAAUGAAAUCACCGUUAACACGACCUUUUUCUUAGAAGAACUCAUGAGCUCUUCAUUCAUCUCCGGAGCUUCUUGUCUUUAUAAAUGACUCCCAGACCUUUUCUCCAUACCUUGCUUAUGCCUGUGCUCCAUUUCAACUCCUCCUCCUCCAACAGUACGGGUCACACACAUCCAGCAUUGUGACUCUAGUCUGGUUUCUGCUGCGACCUGUUUCCUAAGUUUUUUCUGGAGUGUCCUAUCUUUCAGGCAUGUGAACCCAGUGACACCAAGGGAUUCCUAGGUCUCAUUUCUAGGAUUCCUUUGAUGUGGGGAUCUGAACAUUUAUUCAUCUCUAUAGAUCUAUAACUUUUGUCUAUUUGGAGAGGUGGUAUUUCUUGUUGCCUGUUGUUGUGCUGAAGUAUAAAUAGAUUUGUGGACGAGUUAGAGUCCCUUGUGCUUUCAGUUACAGUUACCCGGGUAGCUGCAUGUCUUUUCCUGAACUUCAAGAGUAAUUACUACUUCAGAGUACAUACUAACAACUCAAGAUAGCCUCCACAGUAUUUGAGAGGCAUUCUGUUAGGAUAAAUUCUAGAUAGUGGUUCUUUAGACUUUUGUGUUUCAUUGAUCAGAAAAAUAUAAAAAAAAAAAAAGGUGGGGGAGGAGAUUGAUAUGAUGUCAUUAAGAAAACAACUACUGCCUAUACUACUUUCAUUUAAUAAAACACAUUUAACAUCAGAAAAGUUGGGGAGAUUACCCUUUAGAUUGAAUAAAUUAAGCUUUAUUUUAGAACUUUAUGUUAGAUUUCUUGUUGUCAUUUUGCCAUGUACAAUGGAACUUCUGUUAUGAGUCAGAACUGACGUGUGGUCCAGCCUUUGAGAAUUGCUGCUCUAGACUAAGCGAAGCAGUUGGGCUGCUAGUUAGGCUCUCAUGGUGCUCCAAGUUGUGAAGGACUGGCAGUUGCCUCAGUGUUCAGUCUGAUACGUGGUGGACCGUGCUCUCUCCAAGACGGGCCCUUCCCCCUUCUCAUGUGCUGUUCUUGCCUUGUGAUUGUGAGAGGAAGGGGUAUCUGUCCUCUCCUGGUGAAUCUGGGCAGGCCUGUGACCACAGUGAAAGUGAUUAUAUGUGCUCUCCAAGGCUAGAUCAUAAGCGGUGACAUGGCUUUGGCUUAGUUCUCUUAAGAUGCUUGCACUUAGAAACCAGCCUGUGGAGAGGGCCACACGGAAAAGAACAGAGGCCUCAGGCCCCAGCCCCAGGCCCAGGCCACAGCCCCCUCUAGCCAGCCACCUUCCCCAACUUGCCAGGCAUAGAAGAGAGUCAUCCUGAAAGUGGAUUCUUCAGUCAAGCCACUGAACUGAUGCUGAAUGUAGCAGAGACCAACUUUCUCAGCUGAGCCCUGCCCAAUUUGCAGAUCUGUGAGCUAAAUAAAUGAUAGUUGUUGUUUUAA
Marmota monax (woodchuck) is the source of this 4313-nucleotide messenger RNA. It is a transcript of the gene Ankrd45, whose product is annotated as ankyrin repeat domain 45. Gene Ontology annotation, molecular function: protein binding. NCBI's taxonomy places the organism in Eukaryota, Metazoa, Chordata, Mammalia, Rodentia, Sciuridae. Bases 71 to 817 code for a protein of 248 amino acids. The transcript is spliced from 6 exons. The record is from RefSeq and is a predicted model, not a curated record.